Messenger RNA from Cucumis sativus (cucumber), 3619 nucleotides. RefSeq lists its product as uncharacterized. The transcript is spliced from 4 exons. The record is from RefSeq and is a predicted model, not a curated record. Bases 654 to 3011 code for a protein of 785 amino acids. NCBI's taxonomy places the organism in Eukaryota, Viridiplantae, Streptophyta, Magnoliopsida, Cucurbitales, Cucurbitaceae.
AAACGACGCCCAAAAAUAUCACUAAAAAACGAUACAUAGUCGAUUCAUACAGUCCAGGCGUAAUCCCCCAUCAAAGCACCUUUGAAGAACACCAUUUUUUUGGCCUACCCAAAUCCUCCAUGCACUACUAUUUCUCUCCGCUCCAUCAAAUUCCUUAUCAACUUCGAUCAUACAAACGCUACUCUCAACGAAUCGACAAUCGACUUUCCCUUCUCUUCACUUGGACACCAAUUUCUCUUCAACAAUCCUGCUACAAUUUCUCUUGACUUUGAUCUGUGUCAGAAGCUAGAGGGAUCCUCGAUUGUUUCAAACUACUCUAGAAGCAUUCGAUUGGUUUUAAGGUUUCGUUGAGGAGUAUUUCUUCUUUUCAGGUUUCGGUGAAGGGAGGAGUAUUCGUUGUGCCGAUAUUUGUGUAGGGACUGAUUCUGUUCAUGGAUACUGUAUUUGGAAUUCAGCUGCUGAGCGUCCAUAGUGAGGUUUGGUUCGACAUUGAUGUUCAAUGGCAAUGUUAAGGAGUACUUUUCCUUUUGAAGUAUGAGGAAACGCUUAGUCAACGAAACAAAUAGGUGGCUGCUGAAGGUUCUAUAGUAAACAAAAAACCCUGCCGUUUUAAUAAGAAAGCAAAGCAGGCAAGUGUAGACGAAAAGUUAAGAAUGGAUUGUAAUAAAGAUGAGGCUGCAAGGGCUAAAGCAAAAGCUGAGGAGAAAUUUACAGCAAAGGACAUAGUAGGGGCUAAAAAAUUUGCUUUAAAGGCACAAAAUUUAUAUCCAGGGCUUGAGGGUAUCUCUCAAAUGUUAGCCACACUUGAUGUCUAUAUUUCUGCAGAAAACAAAAUAAAUGGAGAAGUAGAUUGGUAUGCGAUACUUGGUGUGAAUCCACGAGCUGAUGAGGAAACGGUCAGGAAACACUACAGGAAGCUAGCUCUUAUUCUUCACCCUGAUAAAAACAAGUCUAUAGGAGCUGAUGGGGCUUUUAAGCUUAUUUCUCAGGCUUGGAGUUUGUUGUCUGAUAAAUCAAGAAGAGUAGUAUAUGACCAGAAGAGGAAUGGUAGCAUCAACAAAACUAUUUCAGCUUCAAGAGGGACUUCAUCUUCGCCAUCUGGGAGAAAUGGUUUCUACAAUUUCACAAAAAGUGCUACUACUUCAAAUAUGAAGAGACAGAAAAGUGCACCGCGAUCAGAUCAUUCCUCAGCUUCAUCUCAGAAACCAAGACCAACCUUUUGGACUGUGUGCCAUCGGUGCAAGAUGCAGUAUGAGUAUCUCAGAGUCUAUCUGCAUCAUAAUCUUGUUUGCCCCAACUGUCAUGAGCCAUUUUUUGCUAUUGAAACGCCCCCACCCCCUGCAAAUGGUGUGAAGUCUAAUGGAUGGGAUUUUACGCAGCCAAGUUAUCAAACUGGCAGUAAAACUGCAUAUAGUCAAGGGAGGAGUAAUAUUGCCUCAUCAUCAAAUCAGUCCACACAUAGCCAAAACAACUUUCAAUGGGGUCCUUUCUCAAGAACAGGUGGUGCUUCGUCUGCUGCUCAAGCUGCAACUGUAGUUCAGCAGGCAUAUGAGAAAGUGAAAAGGCAACGCGAGGAGGCACAAGCUGCCAAAAGAGAGGAACGAAGAAAGCAUCAGACGUCUAGGAAAGCCCCUGGUGCUUCAUCUACAGGGCACACUGGUUCUGCAAAGAGAAGAAGAGGUAUAGAUGACGUUUCUUCUGGCUCCCAUGCAAGAGAUAUGACCAAUCAGUCGAAAACUGGCCUGGAAAGGACCAGGUUGGGCAAUCUGUCUGGCUAUACACAAAGUAAUCUAAAUAGAAAUACCAAGCUUCAGAGCUCUCAGGAUGCUUCUCUUAGUGAAUUUCGGAAUUUAUUAAUCAAGAAGGCCAAGAUGGAAAUAAGGAAAAUGUUACGUGAAUUGAAUUCCCCAACUUCAACCACUGGUGCAGUCAAAGAGGGAAAUGGGAAGGAGCAGGUAACUGGGAAGAGAGAGGCAAUUCCAGUGAGUGAUAAAAAGGGUAAUAAAGAAAUAUCAAUUGAACUUCUGAACUUAAAGAGGGAAUCACAGUCAGUGAUUGGUUUUCCUAGCAAUUCAUGUUCCCGUGAAGCAGGAAUGAUGGUAAUAGAUGUCCCUUAUCCGGAUUUUCACAAUUUUGAUAGAGACUGUACAGAAAGCUCUUUUGGAGAUAAUCAGGUCUGGGCUGCUUAUGACGAUGACGAUGGCAUGCCUCGACGUUAUGCCUGGAUUCAAAGUGUAGUAUCUUUGAGCCCAUUUAAAAUGAAAAUUCGUUGGCUAAAUCCAAUAACUGAUAAUGAAUUGGGUUCACUGAGUUGGGUUAGCUGUGGUUUUCCAAAAACAUGUGGGGGUUUUAGAACUGGGAGGUGUGAGCUUUAUAGCUCCCUUAAUUUUUUUUCACACAAGGUCAGAUGGUCAAAAGGCACAUACGGAGACAUUUGCAUAUAUCCCAGAAAGAGAGAUGUAUGGGCUCUUUAUAGGAAUUGGUCCCCUGAAUGGAAUGAACUGACAUCAAAUGAGGUAAUACACAAGUAUGACAUGGUAGAAGUUCUUGAGGAUUAUAACAAAGAAGUAGGUGUUAUUGUUACUCCCCUUCUCAAGGUGGCCGGUUUCAAGGCUGUAUUUCAUCAGCAUUUGGAUCCAAACCAAGUAAGAAGGAUCCCUAAAGAUGAGAUAUUUCGGUUUUCUCAUCUUGUACCUUCACGCUUGCUCACAGGUAAAGAAGCGCCAAAUGCUCCGAGAGGUUGCAGGGAACUGGACCCUGCAGCCACUCCUAUUGAUCUUCUUCACAUUAUAGAAACUCCAAAGGAAGAAAUCAUAGAGAUUGAGGAUUUUAAACCACAAAGUUCUGUGAUUGAGAUCGUAGAUGUUAGUGACGAAAAAAUGGAAAAGAAACCAACGGAAGCAAGAAAAGAGGAUAUCAUGAAACCUAUAGCGAUAGAAGUUGCGGAAGAUGUCCUAGAACUUAAACUGGUCAGGAAAACAGUGCACACUAAUGAAAUGCAAGUUUCUUGAACAUGGAUUAUCUAUUCGUCAUCGGCAUGAAUGCCACCCGUGGAAGCUCCCUUGGAUUUGCAAGUUCUGUAUAUAUUCCCUCCCAUAGCUGUUUUACAGAGCCGUCAGUUUGUGACCUACUCAAGUAAGAAUGAAUACUGAAGAGGGUGCAUUUUUGAACGUGUUGGACGCUUCAUUUUGAUGCAUAUAAGAGAAGGGGCCUCAACGAGAAUCAGGUGUUUUUUCUGGAUGUCUUGGGUUGUUCUCUCUUUUGUACUUGGCCAUGCCAUUAUAACACGUAAGUUUAAUCUGCAUUAGUGUUUAGAGGGUUCCUUCACUUUGACUGAAUAUCGCAGAAUACUGCUUUCGGGGAUGGAUUAAAAGUUUGAUGCAUGUAAUGGGUUUAAUGAACCCAUGAAUUCAUUAUAAUUCAUGAGUUGUCUUGAAACUAUCAAGUCUAUAGAAACCAUAUUUUCCAUUUUGGUCAUGGUGAUAAGUUUGUAAUGAUACAAAAUCAUUUUAAAGUUUGGGGAAUUUUGUUGUACAGCAACGGAUAUGAACUGGUAAAAUUUGGAAUUAUUUGCGAUUUUGAACACGAUGUCUUUACAAGAAGGAAGUGAAUAGUUUAA